Molecule: messenger RNA, 2823 nt
Organism: Xiphophorus maculatus (southern platyfish)
Lineage: Eukaryota; Metazoa; Chordata; Actinopteri; Cyprinodontiformes; Poeciliidae
Product: nuclear factor 7, brain-like
Exons: 2
Coding region: 125-1516 (463 amino acids)
Molecular function (GO): zinc ion binding; protein binding
Source: RefSeq, a predicted model, not a curated record
UUUAAAAAGAAGAAGAAGAAGCACAAGAUACACGGCGUGUUUAGAUUUUUGCCAACCGCCAAUAAAACAUCAACAAAAAGAAAAACUGGCGGUGAAGGAGCGUCGAGCUUCACUCAGAGACAAAAUGGCUUCCAGAUCAGAGGAGGAUCUCUGCUGUCCAGUCUGCCAGGACAUCUUUGUUGACCCGGUUGUUCUGUCAUGCAGUCACAGUUUCUGUAAGGAAUGUCUGAAGAACUCCUGGAGAGCAAGACCUGGACGUUCAUGUCCUGUUUGUAGGAAAAGAUCUGACAGAGAAGAUCCUCCAGUUAGUCUGACUCUGAAGAGACUCUGUGAAUCAUUCUUACAGCAAAAAUUCCAAAAUGCUUCAGAGAGUCUCUGCUGUCUGCACUCUGAGAAACUCAAACUCUUCUGUCUGGACCAUCAGCAGCCAGUUUGUCUCAUUUGCAGAGAUUCAGAAAAACACACAAACCACAGAUUCAGGCCCAUCGAUGAAGCUGCUCAGCAACACAAGAAGAAACUUCAGGAAACUCUGAAACCUUUGAAGAAGAAACUGGAGUUGAAGAAGAAAGUUAAAGAGGAGUUUGAUCAGACAGCAGAACACAGGAAGGUCCAGGCCCGACACACAGAGAGGCAGAUUGUUGAGCAGUUUAAGAAGCUUCAUCAGUUUCUAGCAGAGGAAGAGGAGGCCAGGCUGGCUGCACUGAGGGAGGAAGAGAAGCAGAAGAGAGGGAUGAUGAAGGAGAAGAUGGAGGCUCUGAGCAGAGAGAUAGCAGCUCUUUCAGACACAGUCAGAGCCACAGAGGAGGAGCUGAGAGCUGCAGACGUCUCAUUCCUGCACAACUACAAGGCUGCAGUGGAAAGAGUCCAGCGCUGCCCCCUGCUGGAGGAUCCACAGCUGCCCUCAGGAGCUCUGAUAGACCAGGCCAAACAUCUGGGCAACCUGGCCUUCAACAUCUGGAGCAACAUGAAGAACAUGGUGACCUACACUCCUCUGGUUCUGGACCCAAACACGGCUGGGUCAAGACUCUUCCUGUCUGACGAUUUGACCAGUGGGACGUUUGGAGAGAAACAGCAGCUUCCUGAUAAUCCAGAGAGGUUUGGACCAGAGUGGUCCGUCCUCAGCUCUGAGGGCUUUAACUCAGGGAACCACAGCUGGGAUGUCGAUGUUGGAGACAGUCAGUAUUGGUUGCUGGGUGUGUUAGUAGAGUCUGCCCAGAGGAAGGGGAAGAUACAGUCUGGAUUUUGGGUCAUACAGUUCUAUAGAGGUAAAUAUUCAGCACGGAUUACAGCAGCUCCUCUCUCAGAUCUACCAGUCCAGAAGAAACUCCAGAGGAUCAGAGUGAAUCUGGACUGGGACGGAGGAAAGCUGUCGUUCUCUGAUCUGGAUACUAACACACACAUACACACCUUCACACACACCUUCACUGACAAGAUGUUUCCAUGUUUUGUCUCUGCCAACGUCAAAAUCCUAUCCAUGGAGAUCUCAGUGAAAAAACAGCAUCUCUGUCCAAGUUAAACCUUGAUGAGAUUUAAACUCUGGUUUUAGACAGGAAACUGGAGGUGAUCUGACUGAUCAUCUGGUUGUUUUCAGCUCAGCUUCAGAUCUGCUUCGUAAGCCAGAAACUGAAUGUGACAUAAAGUGGAUGAUGUGAAGCUUAGACUGGCACUGACUCUGCAGGAUCAGUUUGUCUCAUACCGUCAUCCAGAAAACAUUUCAAAAUGGUUGGCAAGAAAUCCAAGGGUAAACAUCUAAAAUACAUUCAUCCAGGUUUGAUUAAACGGAGAACUCAAUAUGUCAGAUGCCUCUGAGAACAUUUUGAAGAAACUCUGAGCCAUCCACUCAUUGCUGUGAUGAACAGCCUGCAUGUACCGGACUGAGGUGACAUGGAGAAAUACGGAGCUGAUGGCACUCUGGCACCGUCCUGGAUGUCUGCCGUACCGUAACCAUUAGACAGAAAUGUCUGGUUCACCCAGAAAUAUGGACAACCCUGACCAUCCUCUGCAGGAUGAGAAAACAGGAUCUUCAGUCAGAGACUUCUUCUCAUUCGCUGUAACACAGACUGCUACAAGAGCUUUCCUACCAACAGCCUUCACCAUCCUCAGUAACUCUUGGAAGAACCUGAAUUAACGAUCUACAACAACAUUUCAUUUCCUUUUGGGAUUAAUAAAGUGUAUGUGAAUUUGCUUUAGCAAACAUUUCUCUUGAUAUAACUGAGGCGCAGCUUUCAGUCCCAACCACCAGACGGCUCUUCUAGCCAGUCAAACUGAGGGUGGCGAUGGGAAAACUGUGAUUCAGAUCCAGCAGUUGCUUUGUGUGCCGUUCAAUGUCUGACUGAACAUGGACCAGAGAUAUGUAAACGGGAAGACACUAAGAAUGUAGAUGAAGAGAUAAAGGACACAUUUUGCUGGUUUUGGAUGGAGGAGAUGGUUAGUUACAGUAAACCCUUUGGGAGCUCAGGUGGAGCGUGUUUCCAUCCAGAACAUCUUACUUUUUGCCAGGAACAACAGCCAUGGCAGAAAUCCUGCAACGACCAAUCAACCUGACCAUUCCUUCACCCAGUCUUUGUACGUGUCUGACGUCAACAUCUCUGCAGACCCCACACAUGCUGGACACAAGCUCCUUAGACUUUUAGCUUCUGGGUGGCGUCACAAAGACAGUUUCUUCCACCAGAUUGUCCCUCUGAUUGACACUUAAUAGUGACCAACUUCUCUAGUCAAUACUAUGAAUAUUUGCAUUUCUUCAGCCUUGUCUUCUUCUUCUGUAACAGUACUGUAUAGAAGAAUAAUUCAUACAUAUCUAUGUACUAAAUAGAGGAAUAAAAC